Molecule: messenger RNA, 966 nt
Organism: Symbiodinium necroappetens
Lineage: Eukaryota; Dinophyceae; Suessiales; Symbiodiniaceae
Source: the annotation of a GenBank genome assembly
AUGGACAACUGCUUCGGCAGACUCUGCAUCAGAUGCAUGGUCCAUGUCUUGAACAAGGGCCCAUCUGCCUCCAUUGAGAACAAGACAUACGAGUCAUUGGGAGCCAUCGUGGCAUGCUUCGCCAAGGAGGUCCAUGAGCCGCCAUCCCAGCAGAAAGCAUCGUCAGCAUCGGCCUCGACUGACAAGGUCAUGGACCUCAUCUCGACGAAGCCCUAUCAUGUGGCCAUGCUCCAGAACAGCCACAUGAGUUUGAACGGCAUGUACACGAACACGAAAGACCAUGGUGCAUUGGUCUUUCAGUUGGUGGACAUUCAGGACCAUGGUGCCACCAUGAGGCAUCAAGGGCUCCAUGACAAGCUCAUCGAGGUGACUGUCCCAUUGGAUGCAUUGAAGAAGUGGAGAUCCACGAAGAGUCCCAUGCCAAAGGCAUGCGAUCUCGCCAUGCAGAGCCGAUGCAUGCCGGAGACCCAUCCUGCAUUCCAGGAGGAGCAUCAGAGGGCCAUGGUCAUCGUGGCCUUGCAUGCGGCAUACGAGAAGCAUGCAUGCAAUGCAUCCAUUGCCUUCGGGCAGCAUCCUCCAUCAUUGUUCACAUCAUGCCACUGCAAGAAAAAGGCCAUCCGUUUGGUGCCCAUGGGAACCAUUGCGAAGCAUAAGGGCAAGGAGCCGACGAAGGCCAUCCACAUCAAUGCCUUUGGCCAUCAGUGGACCAUCACGGCACCCAAGCAGAACAGCAUGUUCGAGGACGACAAGCUUCCAUUGGUUCCAUUCUUCUGGGUGCGACCCGCACCAUCGGAUGAAGAGGCCAACAUGGCUUGGUCUGUCAUCAAGCAGGACGACAUGUCCAUUCCCAUGCUGGUUAAUGAGGAUUCCAUUGCAACCCAUGCUGUGCUACUCCAUGCAUCGGCAGAGCCGGAGGCCAUGAAGGAGCCACCCAAGAAGAAGGCCAAGUCCAAGGCCAAGAACUGA